This is a messenger RNA of Gavia stellata (red-throated loon), 792 nucleotides long. It is a transcript of the gene PDPN, whose product is annotated as podoplanin. The record is from RefSeq and is a predicted model, not a curated record. Gene Ontology annotation, cellular component: basolateral plasma membrane; filopodium; lamellipodium. Bases 194 to 637 code for a protein of 147 amino acids. Gene Ontology annotation, biological process: positive regulation of cell migration; cell-cell adhesion; Rho protein signal transduction. Lineage: Eukaryota; Metazoa; Chordata; Aves; Gaviiformes; Gaviidae. The transcript is spliced from 6 exons. Gene Ontology annotation, molecular function: chemokine binding; signaling receptor binding; protein-folding chaperone binding.
CUGUAUAGUUAUCAUCUGGGAAAACCUUCCCCCUUUAGACUACGGCAGUUAAAGGAAUAUUUGGAAUACCAAAGUAUUUUUUGCAGUGAUUUCUUUUCGUGAUCUCAAUUCUCCCCCGGCUCUAAACAAAUUAAUCAGAAUUUGAAUCCAUCUGGUCUCAGGAUUGGAAAGCUAUUCUCUAAGCAGAUCAAAGAUGUUUACCAAAGCUCAACUCUUCAUCUUCGUUUUAGGGAGUGUGCCUUUCAUAGCACUUGCUGAAGAAGCAAGCUCAGUUCUAGAAGGAGAAGAAAGUGCAACAAUUGAUUUCAGAGACAGAAAUGACACAGAAUUUGAAGAAUUACCAACACUGUUGCCCACAAGACUACACAAUGUAACAAAUCUCUUGCAGUUCGGACAACUGAUGACCACAGAAAGUGCAUUUGACCCAGCUGAAGACAGUAAUAAUUCCACUGGUUACGAAGCUAACACAGAAAAUGUUGAUGGUGGACUGAGUGGGGAACCAGAGAAAACUGAAAAAGGUGGUCUGGAAACAAUUGCACUGGUUGGAAUAAUUAUUGGAAUCGUAGUUGCAGUUGGAAUCCUUGCAGGAAUAAUAAUUGCUGUUGUAAGGAAGAUGUCAGGCAGGUACUCGCCCUGAAAACAGUUGAAACAAGCAGCCAUACCAUUCUACGCCAGAAAAUACAAGUGCUUCUUAUUUUAUAAGAACUAAAGACUAUUCCUGUAUUGGUGUGAGAAGAUGAUCCAUGGAAAAUAUGGUUAAAGAAUUCCAGAUCUGUGGGGAUCCCACACAAC